Molecule: messenger RNA, 965 nt
Organism: Drosophila arizonae
Lineage: Eukaryota; Metazoa; Arthropoda; Insecta; Diptera; Drosophilidae
Gene: SmD3
Product: small ribonucleoprotein particle protein SmD3
Biological process (GO): spliceosomal snRNP assembly; RNA processing
Cellular component (GO): spliceosomal complex
Molecular function (GO): RNA binding
Source: RefSeq, a predicted model, not a curated record
UAGUGGCAAGGCACAAAACAGCUUUACGGCGCAAUAGCCCAAGUAAAACUAACAUACGACCGUUUAGAAACAUGAACUUUAUCGAUAAAGUCACAUCAAAUUAAACACAUUUUUUAUGACGCAGACUUGUUCAGACUGUUUUCAUAGAUAAGAACGGGCGUUAUCUGCGAUAAAAAUCUAAGAGCGGCGAUAACACGACAUGCCAGUCCGAUAACUAUAAAUAUCGCGACAUCAUGCCGCAGUUAUACAACCCUGCGCGCACGCAGACUUUUUCACCACAGCAUGGCGGCUUCGGCAGCUGUAGCACAUACACUCGCACACAUUCACUCGUAAACGUUUGCGCAAAGAAAAAACACCGAAAAUUUGCAGCAUCUGAAAAAUACGCGUAAAAUUAUUGAAUUAUAAACAAAUAAUUGAAUAAAUACGCUUGAAAAAUGUCGAUCGGUGUACCAAUUAAAGUUCUGCACGAGGCUGAGGGCCAUAUAAUCACUUGCGAGACUAUCACCGGUGAAGUCUACCGCGGCAAGCUAAUCGAGGCAGAGGACAACAUGAAUUGCCAAAUGACACAAAUUACGGUUACAUAUCGAGAUGGACGCACGGCCAAUCUAGAGAAUGUGUAUAUACGCGGCUCGAAGAUACGUUUUCUCAUACUGCCCGACAUGUUGAAGAAUGCACCGAUGUUUAAAAAGCAGACCGGCAAAGGUCUUGGUGGCACAGCGGGCCGCGGCAAAGCAGCAAUAUUGCGAGCACAGGCGCGAGGUAGAGGCAGAGGAACGGGUCCGCCUGGAGGAGGACGAGGUGGUGGCGGCCCACCUGGUGCACCCGGUGGUGGCGGACGCGGCGCAUGGCAAGGCGGCCCAACAGGCGGACGUGGACGCGGCGGCUUGUAAACGAAGGAAGCGAACGGGUGCACAUUCUACUAAUAUAAUUUAAGGGCAUUUAAUCUUAGCGGGCGGGACGCAUAA